Molecule: messenger RNA, 2783 nt
Organism: Rattus rattus (black rat)
Lineage: Eukaryota; Metazoa; Chordata; Mammalia; Rodentia; Muridae
Gene: Pou6f1
Product: POU class 6 homeobox 1
Exons: 11
Coding region: 186-2021 (611 amino acids)
Biological process (GO): regulation of transcription by RNA polymerase II
Molecular function (GO): DNA-binding transcription factor activity, RNA polymerase II-specific; RNA polymerase II cis-regulatory region sequence-specific DNA binding
Source: RefSeq, a predicted model, not a curated record
AGGCCAGGGCCGAGCCGCUCCGGCUUCUUUGUCUGCGGGCGGCCGCCCGGGCCGCGGCCCCCUGGCAUGGGCCGGGGGAUGAGUGUCUAGUCGGUGGCCGCUGGGCAGCCGGGGAGCGGGAGGCUGGGCUUCGGGCUCCGGAUGCACUAGGUGUGGGCUGGAGCCCGCCCCACCCUGCGGUGACCAUGGAUGCUGGAGCUGGAUCUGACUCAUCUCUGACUGUCAACGAGCAGGUCAUCGUGAUGUCAGGCCACGAGACCAUCCGCGUGUUGGAAGUUGGAGUGGAUGCCCAGCUCCAGGCUGAGGAGGAGAGCAAAGGACUGGAGAGUGUGGCAGCUGAUGGCUCCCAGAGUGGGGGCCCUGCUGAAGCCAGGGGCCCUGCUGGGGAAGCCGGGUCAUGUGACCCAGACCAUUCUGCAGAAGCAACAGUGAAGUCACUGCCCGGAAUCCCUCCGAGUCCUGCCCCAGCCAUCGCCACCCUCAGCCAAGCCCCAAGCCAGCCUCAGGCAUCACAGACCCUGACACCGCUGGCCGUUCAAGCUGCCCCCCAGGUCUUGACUCAGGAAAGCUUAGCCACAGUUCUGACAGGAGUUAUGGUGCCAGCAGGGGCUGUUACUCAACCUCUUCUUAUCCCCAUCGGUAUUACAGGUCAAGUGGCUGGGCAGCAGGGGCUGGCCGUGUGGACCAUCCCUACAGCAACUGUGGCUGCCCUCCCAGGACUGACUGCGGCCUCUCCCCCGGGGGGAGCUUUCAAGCCACCUUUAGCUGGUCUCCAAGCAGCUGCCGUGCUGAACACCGCCCUCCCGACACCUGUACAAGCUGCCCCACCAGUCCAGGCCUCCUCGCCCGCCCAGCCCCGGCCACCAGCUCAGCCCCAGACGCUGUUCCAGACCCAGCCGCUGCUACAGACCACGCCGGCCAUACUCCCACAGCCUACUGCUGCCACCGUUGCCGCCCCCACCCCCAAGCCAGUGGAUGCUGCCCCACAGAUCACCGUCCAGCCUGCAGGCUUCGCUUUUAGCCCAGGGAUCAUCAGUGCCGCGUCCCUUGGGGGACAGACGCAGAUCCUGGGCUCCCUCACUACUGCUCCAGUUAUUACCAACACCAUUCCCAGCAUGCCCGGGAUCAGCAGUCCGAUCCUCACCAAUGCUCAGGGACAGGUUAUUGGAGCACUUCCGUGGGUAGUGAACUCAGCCAGUGUGGCCACACCAGCACCAGCACAGAGCCUGCAGGUCCAAGCCGUGACUCCCCAGCUCUUGUUGAAUGCCCAGGGCCAGGUGAUCGCAACACUAGCCAGCAGCCCCCUGCCUCAACCUGUGGCUGUCCGGAAGCCAAGCACACCGGAGUCCCCUGCAAAGAGUGAGGUGCAGCCCAUCCAGCCGACACAAGCCGUGCCCCCACCUGCUGUAAUCCUCACCAGCCCAGCUCCAGCACUCAAGCCAUCAGCCUCAGCUCCCAUCCCAAUCACCUGCUCAGAGACCCCUACAGUCAGUCAGUUGGUAUCAAAACCGCACACUCCGAGUCUGGAUGAGGACGGGAUCAACUUAGAAGAGAUCCGGGAGUUUGCCAAGAAUUUUAAGAUCCGGAGGCUCUCCCUGGGUCUGACACAGACCCAGGUGGGCCAGGCUCUGACCGCAACAGAGGGGCCAGCCUACAGCCAAUCAGCCAUCUGCAGGUUCGAGAAGUUAGACAUCACACCCAAGAGUGCCCAGAAGCUGAAGCCGGUUUUGGAAAAGUGGUUGAACGAGGCGGAGCUCCGGAACCAGGAAGGCCAGCAGAAUCUGAUGGAGUUUGUGGGCGGCGAGCCCUCCAAGAAACGCAAGCGGCGUACUUCCUUCACACCACAGGCCAUAGAGGCUCUCAAUGCCUACUUUGAGAAAAACCCCCUGCCCACCGGCCAGGAGAUCACCGAGAUCGCUAAGGAGCUCAACUAUGACCGCGAGGUGGUGAGGGUCUGGUUCUGUAAUCGACGCCAGACACUCAAGAACACCAGCAAGCUGAAUGUCUUUCAGAUCCCCUAGGGCUCGAGGUCAGCGUGUUCCUUGUGCUCAUCCCUCAGCAGCCAGCUGAAGUCACCGAGUGGCAGCACUGUGGGCAGCUGUGCUCGCCCUCGGUCAUGAGACUCCACCUGUGCAUGUGUGUCAAUGCCUGCCUCUUCUGCCCACCUAUGUCACACCCUGGGGAGGCCCGAGGGGCUGCAUGAGAGCCCUAGGCUCUGGGCUGGGCACGUGGAAGGAGGGGGUUGGUGGGGUCCUUAGAAAAGCACUUUGCCGAGGUGGUUUCUGAAGGGUGAAUUCUGGUUGAGAACCAGGAAGGCUCUGUCUUUGGGGCAGGGCCGUAGCAACUCUUGGGGACAACUGUGUAGUGGCUCUUGGUUUUGGUGACGUCCUCUCCCCCUUCCCCUCACUCCCCUGUGGCUGUGCCGGUGUGACAACACACCGGGUGGAACUGCAGCCUCACACUGCCUCCCUUCCUCUGUAUAUGGGCACACUGAACCCCCUGAAAGGACUGAGGAAUCCAGAGAAUCGUGGUGUGCUGCUCAGACCCACUGUCUGCCUUGAUCUCGAGGGAUGAAGGUUCCCAAAGUGAAGCCGGGGGGUCGGAAACCCUAGGUUAGGAGCUGUGAGGCCUCUCCCUGGGUCCCACUGGUGGUGAUAUUAUGCUAAGUCGAGUCGAACCAAGUUGGAAGGGAGCUAGAGUGAACUCUCCAGCCCUGGAGAGUGUUAGGUCUGCGGCAGGUCUGGAAUUUAUAAAGUAAAUAAGGCCACCCACCCAGAUCUUCA